AUGGAUAAUCACAAACCGUUGUUACCCACAUCCUCUCACGCAGCUCCAAACCCAUGCACUCGCAAAGACCUUCUUCUGGUCGUUUGUGGCUUCCUCUUGCUCUCUUCCCUUGUCGCCUUUGGGGGGUACAGGGCCUCCAACGUGCCUCAUGCUCACGUCUCAUCGCCAUCAUCCAACCAUGAGCAAGAACAACGCAGUCCCACAUCAGUGCCCUCUCAGAAAUGGUACCCUGUUUCAAGGGGUGUUUCUUCCGGAGUGUCGGAGAAGUCAUCGAGCGUGUUAUUGGCCGGCGAAGGAGGAGCUUCAGAGGCAUUUCCUUGGGACAAUAGCAUGUUGUCGUGGCAGAGAACUUCUUUUCAUUUCCAGCCAGAGAAAAACUGGAUGAACGGUCCUAUGUAUUACAAGGGAUGGUAUCACUUUUUCUACCAGUACAAUCCGAACGGUGCAGUUUGGGGUGACAUAGUUUGGGGACACGCUGUGUCCAGGGACAUGAUCCAUUGGCUUCACCUUCCAUUGGCAAUGGUGGCUGAUCAAUGGUAUGACAUGCAAGGUGUGUGGACAGGCUCAGCCACCAUCUUACCUAAUGGUGAAAUCAUCAUGUUAUACACAGGUUCCACCAACGAGUCAGUGCAAGUUCAAAACCUUGCAUACCCUGCUGACCCCUCUGACCCUCUCCUUGUGGAUUGGAUCAAACACCCUGGGAACCCAGUUUUGGUCCCACCACCAGGCAUCGGUGCUAAGGACUUUCGUGAUCCUACAACUGCAUGGCUCACCUCCCAAGGAAAGUGGCGCAUCACCAUAGGAUCCAAGCUUAACAAAACUGGCAUUGCCUUGGUUUAUGACACUGAGGACUUCAAGACCUAUGAGCUUAAGAAGGGGUUGCUUCGUGCUGUCCCUGGCACCGGCAUGUGGGAGUGUGUGGACUUCUUCCCUGUAUCCAGAAAAAAUGAGAAAGGAUUGAAUACCUCUAUUAAUGGGGCUGAGGUGAAGCAUGUCAUGAAGGUGAGCUUGGAUGAUGAUAGACAUGAUUACUAUACCAUUGGGACUUAUGACGAGAGCAAGGUUUUGUUCACACCAGAUGAUGUUAAGAAUGAUGUUGGUGUUGGUUUAAGGUAUGACUAUGGACUAUUCUAUGCAUCCAAGACAUUUUAUGAUCAGAAUAAGGAUAGGAGAAUUUUGUGGGGUUGGAUUGGAGAGUCUGACAGUGAAUAUGCAGAUGUCGCUAAAGGCUGGGCUUCAGUUCAGAGUAUUCCAAGAACUGUGAAGCUUGAUAAGAAGACUGGCAGCAACUUACUUCAGUGGCCCGUUGCUGAGGUAGAGAGUUUGAGAUUGAGAAGUGAUGAAUUCAAAAAUUUGAAGGCUAAACCAGGGUCAGUGGUGUCAGCAGAUAUUGAAACAGCCACACAGUUGGACGUUGUUGCGGAGUUUGAGAUAGACACGGAAUCCCUAGAGAAAACAGCUCAAUCCAAAGAAGAGUUCACAUGCAGCACCAGUGGUGGGGCUGCACAACGUGGUGCUUUAGGACCUUUUGGUCUUCUGGUUUUGGCAGAUGAGGGACUUUCUGAGUAUACUCCUGUGUACUUCUAUGUCAUUAAAGGAAGCAAUGGAAAUCUUAAGACUUCCUUUUGCUCUGAUCAAUCAAGGUCAUCUCAGGCAAAUGAUGUUCGCAAGCAAAUCUUUGGGAGCGUUGUUCCAGUACUUAAAGGCGAAAAGUUUUCCUUACGGAUUCUGGUGGACCAUUCUGUUGUUGAAAGCUUUGCUCAAGGUGGAAGAACGUGUGUGACAUCACGGGUUUAUCCAACAAAGGCAAUCUAUGGAGCUGCUAGAUUGUUCUUGUUCAACAAUGCUACUGAGGCCACUGUGACAGCCUCACUCAAAGUUUGGCAAAUGAAUUCUGCAUUUAUACGCCCAUUCCCAUUCCACCCAGAUCAGAAGAUUUAA
This is a messenger RNA of Sphenostylis stenocarpa, 1941 nucleotides long. NCBI's taxonomy places the organism in Eukaryota, Viridiplantae, Streptophyta, Magnoliopsida, Fabales, Fabaceae. The record is from the annotation of a GenBank genome assembly.